Messenger RNA from Labeo rohita (rohu), 5835 nucleotides. It is a transcript of the gene trak2, whose product is annotated as trafficking protein, kinesin binding 2. Gene Ontology annotation, cellular component: dendrite. The record is from RefSeq and is a predicted model, not a curated record. Lineage: Eukaryota; Metazoa; Chordata; Actinopteri; Cypriniformes; Cyprinidae. Gene Ontology annotation, molecular function: GABA receptor binding. The coding region runs from base 1177 to 3885 and encodes 902 amino acids. The transcript has 14 exons. Gene Ontology annotation, biological process: neurogenesis; anterograde axonal transport of mitochondrion.
AUAGAUGUGAGAGUGUGUGAGUGUUAGAGCUGGAGAAUGAGAAUAAAUCAUUUCAGUAAUUGCAUUUGGACUUUUUAUGAAUACAUGAAAAUUUUGCAUGUAACUGCAAGAUGUGCACUACCAUUCAAAAAUUUGAAAUUCAUACUUUUAAUGAGCAAGGAUGCAUUAAAUUGAUCAAAAGUGAUGGUAAAGACGUUUAUAAUGUUACAAAAGAUUUCUAUUUUAAAUAAACACUCUUCUUUUGAACUCUCUGUUCAUCAAAGUAUCCUAAACUAAAAUGUAUAAUAAAAUAUCAAACAACUGUUCAAUAUUGAUAAUCAGAAAAGUUUCUUGAGCAGCAUAUCAGCAUAUUAAAAUGAUUAAAGACUUAAGUAAUGAUGCUGAAAAUUCAGCUUUGCAUCACAGUAAUAAAUUGCAUUUUAAAAUAUAUUCACAUAGAAAAGAGUUAUUUUAAAUUGAAAUAAUAUAUUUAUAAUUAAAUAAGCACAGCCUUGGUGAGUAUAAGAGACUUUAAAAACUCAGGAACGUUAAAACAAAUCAUUCCAACCCUAAACAUUUGAAUGGUAGUGUAUGUUUACAAUUUUAAAUUGGUUUUGUUUGCACUAUCUAAUGUCUAACUGAUGGGUUAGAUAUUAUGAUAGUUAGAGUUAGGUUAGCGUUUGGAUAUUUACAGCGGUUUAAAUAUUUACCUAUCAUUGUUUACUUGGCUGUAGUUUAAAGACAGAUGUCCUGUGUGUUAUUUAAGGUCUAUUUAAGUGUUGGUCAUAAACUAAUAAUCUCUUAAUCUGUGUUCAGUCUAAAUGAUCUGAUGGUAUUUUAAUAAUAUUCUUUAGAACUAUUAUAUUGGUGUUUAUCAUUUAACAGUCAUUUUGGUCUUUUAAAUUAGUUUCGGGUCAGAAUUGUAAAUGUUUGUGCCAUCCUGAGUACUAGUAGUAGAGGUUUACUACUGUAACCAAUCAUGAGAGGACAACAGCAGCGAUUAACUUCAGUGUGUAAGAAUGGAUUCAUUUCAACAUUUAAUGCCACGCUGGAGUUCACAUGAACUCUAGCCAUGAUACUUUUCAAGAAAAAAACUUUUAAAGACUUCAGUGUAGUUUGCUGUUGCAGAAUUAAUAAAACUUCUUACAGAAAAAGCUCUAGUGCAUUCUAGUCCUCAGCGCUGACCGGGUGGAGCAGAUGACCAAGACCUACAAUGACAUUGACGUGGUCACACACCUCUUGGCUGAAAGGGAUCGCGACCUGGAGUUGGCCGCUCGGAUUGGUCAAUCUCUCCUACAGAGGAACCACGUACUGCAGGAGCGAAACGAAUCUCUGGAGGAGCAGCUAGCGCAAGCCAUAGACCAGGUUCAUCAGCUUCAGCAUGAGUUGUCAAAGAAGGAUGAGCUCCUCCGUAUGGUCGCAAGCGCCAGCGAGGAGAGCGAGACCGACUCCAGCUGCUCCACGCCUCUACGUCACCCCGCGCCUGCAGGAGCCGCUCUCGCCCUCAGCCAGCUGGAGGCCCUACAGUCCAAACUCCAGGAGCUGGAGGAGGAGAACCUGUCCCUGAGAUCAGAGGCCUGUCACCUGAAGAAAGAAACCAUCACUUAUGAGGAGAAAGAACAGCAGCUGGUGAACGACUGCGUUAAAGAGCUACGUGAGUCGAACAGUCAGAUGGUGUCACUGACGGACGAGCUCUCCAAGAAGAACGAGGACUUAAUAAGACAUCAGGAGGAGAUCGCACAACUCCUCUCACAGAUCGUAGAGCUCCAGCAAAGAGUCAAAGAGUUGGCACUAGAGAAAGAAGAGCUGAGAAUUCACCUUCAAGCCUCAAAGGAAGCACAACGCCAGCUCACGGCUGAGCUAAAGGAGCUGUCGGACAGGAAUGCGGAGUGUGUGGGAAUGUUACACGAGUCUCAGGAGGAGAUUAAGGAGCUGCGAAGUAAGAACACGCCAUCUGCAGGCCUGCGCAGACACUACGGACUCUACCCUAUGGAUUCUUUGGCAGCUGAGAUUGAAGGUACUAUGAGAAGAGAGCUGAGUGUAGAAGAAGAAAUCGCCUUUCAGGACCAGAGGUCAAACCAUAAGCGUGUGUUCCAGACGGUACGGUCUGUCAAUCAAUCAGUGAUGAGAGCGGCUGCCGCAGUGCCUCCGAUCCCUGGCUCCGCCCGCAGCGGCGUGGUCAUGACCCCAGUGCCCUAUCAAUCACACACUCCCAACCCAGAGGAGCAAGCUGGAGAUCUGGACAUCACCAAAGAGAACUGUCGUCUGGGACAGCCCGGUUCUCCCGGAGGAAACGACCUUACGUCAGCCCUAAAUCGACUCUCCCUGCGGAGGCAGAACUUCCUGUGUGAGCGACAGUUCUUCCAGGCCGAGAGAGAGCGGAAGCUGCAGGAGCUGGCGGCUGCCGAAUCGGAAGGGGGCGAGAGCGGCUGCAGCUCACCAAUGGGAAGCACCGUCUCGUCUUUCACCAACCUAUCAGAAUUCUCCAUCUCCUCCAGCUGUUUCAAGACAUUCCUGCCUGAAAAACUGCAGAUUGUUAAACCGAUGGAAGGUUCUCUGACUCUUCAUCACUGGCAGCAGCUCGCUAAACCACACCUGGCCACUAUUCUAGACCCCCAUCCGGGUGUAGUUACCAAAGGCUUCCGCCCUCUCCCUCAGGACAGUGUUUACCACCUGGCUGACCUCGAAGAAGAUGAAGACCAGGAGAAACUACCGUGGGAACAUAAGCGAAAAAAGGAGGAGCCACAGGAUUCUAAGAUAAAAGAGGAAGAGGAGGAAGAAGAGGAGGAGGAAGGAAUCACAUUUAACGUGCGCUCAUCGUCCACUCCGGAAGAGAUGCGAGAGAGGAGGCGUGUCCAAAGUCCAGCUAAUGUCCCGCCCCUUCCUGCAUCCCUCAGGAAUUCCCCUGUUCCCAUAGCAGCAGUUGUUUCCUUAGCAACAGCAGUUAACCUGACAGCCAGCGCUGCUCCUGCAGUCAGUUCUGGAAUCUCAGGAUCAGCAGCUUCACAGUUUGAGCUGAAUCUCGGAUCUAAAGCACCAUCUACAGCUAUAAAUCCUGGGAAAUAUCAGAGCUCCACUUUUUCCACGUACACCUUCACUACCUGCCGGAUCCUGCAUCCUAGUGACAGCACACAGGUCACACCCAGCUCUGUCUGUAGUCCUUCUGUGAGUGAUAACACCCCAAGUUCCCUCCGGACCGGUCCCAGUACUCCAGUUACACCCUGCAGAUUAAGUCUGGGCGAUUCUUUCCCCAUUCGCCGUCCUGCAGCGCCCCCUGGUGGUCUCGCCAAGCUCCUCCUGGAGAAAGGCAUCUCUGCUCAAGGGCCCACUGUUGCUGCAGCACCUAAAAAGCCUCUUUCUCUCCGUCUCCAUCCCAGCACUCCUCCAAACUCCCCAUCCCACUCUCCAUGCCCCUCCCCUGUACCUUUCGACUCCCGAUCCACCUCUUCGGACAACUUCCUGGCGUCCCGUCCCGCCGAGCUCUUCCUGCAAGACGUUUAUGGGCUGAAACUCGGCCGUGCCCCACGACCGGAUCUCCUCAGCCCUGAACGAUCCCCGCAAGGGCAUUCGACCAAACCCGACUGCCACGCCGUCAACCUCGUGGAGCAUCUUCGCAAGUUAGGCUUGGAUAAAAAAGUCCUUGAAGGUGGGCAUCAACAGGAAUCUGCCACGUUUUUAGCAACAGGAGGCGGGAGCUUAUUAGAUGGGCUUCGGCGAAAUCAAAGUCUGCCCGCUAUGGUUGGCCGCCGUAGCGCAUCCGCUUCCAGUCCGUCCUUUCCUGCCCCGCCCCCUCACCCUACUUCCCUAGCCCUUCCCAUCCCACCAUGGGGGAACCUAAACGAACCACGCCGCACACGUAGACACGCCUCCCUUUCUCAAGCCCCGCCCCACCUGCAUAAUUCAUAGGUAUGUGGGCGUGGUCUCCGACCAACAGGAGUGACUUUAUAUCCCUCAUAUCCUUGAUUAAACCAUCUGUUCCUUGGAAGAAGAGGCUGAAAGACAUUGUUUUUAAAGCACAAAAAUGAAGUGUCUUGCCAUGUUUAUGUUAAAAUGAAGAUUUUAAAGGCCUUAUAGCACUCAAGAGGAAACUCAGACUUCUAAUCCCAUUCUCCCCCUCUAAAUCUUUGUCCUUUUUAUCCUAUUUUCUGUUCAUUAACUCUUGAGGCUGUGGAGUUGUGAGAUGGCGAAUAGUGCAGGAAGGAAUAUGUAUGUGUAGAAGGAUGUUGUAUGUUGAAUCGAUAGAAGGAAGUUAAAGGAAUGCUAUAAGGGACUAGAAAUAUGAAGGUUUCUGUAGGUUUAAUGUGAAUUUACUGUCACUUUGAUUCAUCCUAGUGAAUCUUAUACAAGAUUGAGGUGAUGAACACAGAGAAAAAUGGAAUAAAGCAAGUGAAAUGAUGGUCGCAUCUCCACAGCCUCAUUUUAGAGGUAGCUCCUGAGAGUUUCUCUAGUUAUCAUGCAUUAUAGAUAGGUUCAGUAGAGCAUCUACCUCCCCGUGUUGUCUAUUUUGCAUCAUUACAGUACAGAUGAAAGGUCUAAGCAAGCAUUGCGUCUUUUAGCAUGCUGGUGUAUCUGGACAGAAGCUCCUCUUAUUUCUUUGCACUGGUUAUUGGGGAUUUUUUUCACAAAAGAGCAGAUUUGGAUUGCUCAGGAUAUAUUGGGCUUGUACAGGCACUUGUUCUGGUGUAUUAUCAUAUUCAGGGACUGUAUUUAAGGAAAACGAGUGAUAUGUUCAUAUGUACACUCAAAAGGCAUCACUGCAAAUUAUACUUUAAGUUUGGCUUAAGAUGAUUCUACAACUGAAACCUGAAGAGAAGGGAAUUUGAUUAUUUCGCUAAUUUGUUUUUGCUCCAGGAUACAUUUUAAUGUUCUAUUCUCAUUCUAUUUGCAUUUACACCCCUUAAAUAAAAAGCCAGCUGUAUUGUUAGUGAAUAUAGGAAUUGUUCUAAAGUAGCCCUUAAGAUGUCAACCACUGUAUUACAUGGUCUUGACAGUUUGACCAUGACCUUUGACCCCUGAAUGAAUUCCUUAGUGACACCGAUCUUGCUUCCUUGUCAUCUUAUUUCCCUCCUUUUUAUGCACUUUUCAUUUUUAACCCACUAGAAUUGUGUUUUAGUAAAUAGGCAUUAUCGAACAAUAAGGUAAGACUAGAGUAUGUUAAUACAUUUAGCUUAUAUUAUUUACUAACCACUCAGCUAGGAAUGAGAUUUUAAUAUAUUUAAUGUUUUGGUGGAGUUUGAGAAGGGACUCAAGAUUCAAAGACCUUUUUUGGGUUUAAACCAAAAUGAUUUGUCUAUCUUGCCUGAAUUGUCAUUUUAUAAGCUAAAACUUGUGAUUGUGUUGUAAACUGACCAUUUGUGCUUUGUGGUAAACGACAGCACAGGGAAAACCAUCAGAAACUGUUACAGGUGAGACAUUUAGUAUGCUUUAUGUCAGCUACGCCAAGGACUCAAAUGAAUCAAAACGUGAUACUAACUAAACUUGGUCAAAUCAGUCACAUCCUACAGCUCCUUCAGAAUAAUACCAGCAUGCUUGCUGCAUAUAUAUAUACAUACAUCACUAGCUUUAUUUCUAAUCCCAGCUGAAGUGUAUGCUACUAAACGCAUGAUUUGAUUUCUGUAUCAAAGUGUCCUUAUUUACAUCCUGCUGUUGAUGUCAUCAAGCUCUCGCUUCCAUUGAGAUCAAAGGUCAAUGCUUGAAGAUGAUGCCACAAGUUGUGACAUCAAGCACCAGGUGAUUUCUUUUGUGCUGUUGACAUAGUAACCACAGCCUUGGUGUGUUUUCCUGUGUUUGGCUGUCAGAACCCUGUAUCGGUAUCGUUAUGUUGGGGUUUUUUUAUAAUAAAACAAACAAAUUCAA